UGAACACAACCCCAUUCAUCCUCCCCCCAUACAUGUCCCCUUGCUUGCUUCCGUAUCUUCCCCACCACUGCGGUCGGAAGCCAACAUCCCAUCCACCUCUGCCUCUUCCUAUCUCCGGCCUUGUUACUGGUGUUUAACUCGAUCUGUGUGAUCUUGGAUAGCUUCUUGGAGUACAACAUGAAGGGCAAGCAGGACGACGAGAGGAAGGAUGUCAUCCCACGCUUUCAGCACCAUUGCCUUCGACAACACCAACAGCUGCUGCUUCUGCAUAAGAGAGAAUGCCUGUCGGACGAAGUGGACAGCUCCAGGAGCAGCGCAGAGGUCAAGAAGGCCAAAGCCGACGUCGUCGAACAGACCGCGGAGAGAGGUCUGGUGGUGGUCAACACCGGUGGCGACGGAGGAGGUGGAGAUGGCGCCACGAUCGAGGUGGCGAAGCGGCGGAGGGGACGCCCGCUGGGGUCCAAGAACAAGCCGAAGACGUCCGUGGUGAUCACGCGCGAAGCAGAGGCGCCGGCGGCCAUGCGGCCGCACGUGCUCGAGAUCCCCGCGGGGCACGACGUGGCUCAGUCGCUCGCCCACUUCGCACGGCGCCGCAACCUUGGGAUAUGCGUCCUCGCCGGCACCGGCUCCGUUGCGAACGUCGCCCUCCGCCAGCCGCACUUCGGCGGGGCGCCGCCGCCACCCCAGGCCGCGACCAUCGGUUUCCGCGGGCGGUUCGAGAUCCUGUCCAUCUCCGCCACGUUCCUCCCGCCGGCCAUGGCGGCGGUCUCCCCCAGGAUCGGUGGCGAGAUAUCCAUCUCCCUUGCCGGGCCGCAGGGGCAGGUCGUGGGCGGGACGGUGGCGGGACCGCUGAUUGCGGCGGGGACUGUGGUGGUCGUGUCGGCGGCGUUCUCGAACCCGACCUUCCAUCGGUUGCCAGUCGAGGACAACGUGUCGAUAUCCGUCUCGAUCUCCGGGGGCGGCCAGGGUGGUGAGGCAGAGGAGCACGAGCCGCACGUCCAUCACCAGCAUCAGCAACAGCGGUGCCACGACGGGACAGCAGCAGAGUCCUGCGGCAUGUCCAUCUACGGUGACCACCUCAUGUCAGACGUCAUUUGGCCGCCCUCUGCUCACCCUCCGCCUCCACCACCUUUCUAAUUCGACCUUAAUCCUCUCUCUCUCUCUCUCUCUUUCUCUUUUCUCUAGUAUUGUCCGGUGAUCUACGUUUCUCUGUCAUCGCGCUGGGAAUUGAAGGAGGAGUGUUGUGCUUCUUUCAGAAUUUUUGGCUUGUUCGGAUUGCCAUGGUUGCAUCACAGUGUUACAAAGGAAAUCGAACUGUAGUUCUUGAUCUUGUUUCUAUCAA
Messenger RNA from Musa acuminata subsp. malaccensis (wild Malaysian banana), 1342 nucleotides. Its product is annotated as AT-hook motif nuclear-localized protein 17. Gene Ontology annotation, molecular function: minor groove of adenine-thymine-rich DNA binding; DNA-binding transcription factor activity. Lineage: Eukaryota; Viridiplantae; Streptophyta; Magnoliopsida; Zingiberales; Musaceae. Gene Ontology annotation, cellular component: nucleus. The record is from RefSeq and is a predicted model, not a curated record.